UAUUAUUGUGCAAUUGCUUAUUAUUAUUACUUAUAUAAUAUUAAUAUAGUUUGUUGCCUAUGUGAAGUAAUGCCACCUAAAUCUUUAAGCUUGAAAAAGGCUCAAAAGGGGCCGCCAAAGAAUCAAAAAGCAAUAACGCAGUUCUUUAAGAACACAAAUGUUACAAAUUCACAAAACGUACCAGUAAAAAAGUCUUCACCCGCAAAAGAAGUAGAGAAGGUUUCAGUUAAACGAAAGGCUACUUCUCCUCUUCAUAUCGAGACCCCAGGGACUAACCAAGCAUGCACAAUUAAUGGGAAUGAUAUAAGUAAAAAACGGAAAAGUGAAAACCAGAAUGUCAUCCAGCAAAGUCCAAUAAAAAAUGGUAUUCAAAAGGGUACAAGAAAAUCUCCCAUUAAAAAUGGUCAUCAUUGUGAAACAGUGAAGAAAUCGCCUGGGAAAGAAAAUGGUUAUAAACCAGCAAUAACAGACAAUGAUUUUGAUAGUCUUUUAAGAAAUGAUCAUGUAGAAACCAAUGGGAACCUGAAAAAUUGUUCUCCGAAGAAGAGGUCACCACUGACCUCAAGUCAAGAAAACAAUAUGAUUGAGAAUGAGAUACAAAGUAUCUUUGAUGAUGAUGAAAUUGAGUGUAAAUCAAAUGGAAGUAAUAAUCAUGUAUCUAAUAUACAAUGUCAAGCGAAGUUUUCUCCCAACUUUUAUGAUAUGCAUGAUGAAGAUAGUCCAGAAGUCAAUAAGGGUUCACCUAUUGUCAAACAAAGUGAAGGUACUCCAAAAAUUUGCACUGCACCAAAGUCCAGCUCUCCCUUAAAAAUUGUCAAGUCUCCAGCCAAGUGUGUCAAGGUUCUUGAGUUUGAUGACCCUGAAGUUGACAGUAUGUUUGGUGAUGACUGGGCUGAAGAUAUUGAUGAGGAAGCUGUAGAAGACUUAGAUUUGAGUAUGAUGCAGAGAUGUGAAAUAGAAGCAGUCAACAGCUUACCCAACAGGCUGGAACUGAAACUCAAGAAUGCUACUAACAAUAGGGUUACUUGCUUUGUUGAAGGCAUUUGGCUACACACACCCCUGCAUCCCGGCGACACCGUCAGUAUCCUCGCCUCACGGGACUCGUCAGGCAGCUUCACCGUCACCAACUCCUCAGGACUGCUGGUGCUGCGGCCAGACCGGUUGGUGUCGUCCACUAGUGUGGUAGCCGGGGUAUUCUGCCAACGGAAGGCUGUGCUACAGGAGCGCUGGCGCGGCAUUGACUCUGCAAACACUGCUAUGACAAUCGGCAUAUUAGUGCACGAGCUGGUACAAAAAGCCCUCACGCAGAACAUUAGGUCCGUGGACCAACUACGUAACGAGGCGAACUAUAUAAUAAAGGAAUCAAUUCAGAGCCUGUACGACGCGGGUCUAUCCGAGGAGGAGGCAAGUUCGAACAUUCAGCAGUACAUUGCCCCGCUGGCGGAGUUCAUGCAGACGUAUAUGUCGGACAAACCGCCUCCUAACAUGGGCCAGAAAGAUAAGUGGUGCGGAAAUAUCACCAAAGUGCUGGACAUUGAAGAAAACUUGUGCUGCCCACAGCUGGGCCUGAAGGGGAAGAUCGACGCCACGCUACAAGUCACUAUUCAUGAACGAAAAGGUCGCCAGGCAGCAGUGGUCCCACUAGAGUUGAAGAGCGGUCGCGCGUCUGUGUCGGCGGAGCACCGCGGACAGCUCGUGUUGUACGGCAUGAUGCUGGCUCUGCAGCGCGCGGCCGACCCCGCCAGCAGCGAGCAGCGCGGCUUACUGCUCUACCUCAAAGAGCGCGUGGACCUAAGGGAAGUGAGCUGCGGAUACCCUGAGCGAAGGGACCUGAUAAUGCUCCGUAACCAGUUAGUGCAGUACCUGGCCGAUGGACCGACCGCGACCGAUCCAGAGCAAAUGACCGACAUAGAGGAGGCUUCGAGCCUCUUGCAACAAAACUUGCCGGAGCCGGUUAACCACCACAACGCGUGCGCCAAGUGCCCCUACCUCACCGUCUGUUCCUUGCAUCUGUGGCACACAAACGGCCCCACCGUAUCAGAAAACCACCCUCUCUCGAAACUAAAACAAGACGCCCUGGGCCAUCUGUCGGCGGAGCACGUCAACUACUUCUUACACUGGACGGCGCUUCUCAAGAUGGAGGAGACUGGCCAGAUGUCGGUGUCGCCGUUGCAUGCGUUGUGGACUGACAGUGUUGAGAAACGAUCAAAACGAGGGACGUGCGCUGCAAAUUUAAGAUUAAAAUCAGUGGUACAAUCUGGAGAUAGAUACACGCAUACAUUUGAAAGACAGAGCAUAAAUAAUAGAGAUAAGACACACCAUAAAACCAAGGGCCCUCAGGAAGGCGAUUUCUCAAUAGUAAGCAUAGACAACAGACCGUGGAUCGCCGCUGGAGUUGUCACUGUUGCUAAAGAAAACGAAAUGCAGAUUCUAUUAGAAAGGGACCUGAGUUGUCGGAUGAGCAAAGACACACUGUACCACAUCGACACAUACGAGUCGUACGCGACCACAGUACAGAACUUGACUAAUCUGGGAGUGCUGCUGGAAGACAGCGAUCGGGCGCUGCGGCUCAGAAAAAUAAUCAUCGACAAAGCGUCCCCUGAAUUUGAAAAGAAGCUCCCGCGCGAAGUGGCCAGACUCGGCACCAAAAUGAUGAAGUCACUGAACAUACAGCAACAGAGAGCCGUGUUCAAGGCAAUCGCUGCCAAGGACUAUGCGCUGUUGCAGGGAUUGCCGGGGACUGGUAAAACUCAGACGAUAAGCGUCUUGAUACAAAUGCUGGUGGCGCUAAAACAACGCGUGUUGGUCACAGCGCACACUCACUCAGCUGUUGACACUGUAUUAAGCAGGCUACCAGAGUCGCUGAAGGUGAUGCGGCUCGGGUCGGCGGCGCGCGUGGCCCCGAGCCUGCUGGCUCGCUGCGAGCAUCAACUAGCUUCCAAAUGCGAGACACUAGAUCAGUUGGAACAACUCUACAACUCUAUGGCGAUGGUCGGCGUAACGUGCUUGGGUGCUGCGCACGCGAUGUUAGCUCGUACCACCUUCGACAUCUGCAUCGUAGACGAGGCCACUCAGGUUUUACAAUGCACCGUUCUACGGCCUCUGUUCGCCGCAAAUCGGUUUGUCCUGGUUGGAGACCCUGAACAACUGCCACCCGUUGUUAGAAGUCGUGCUGCAAGACGACUAGGUAUGGAGGAGAGCUUAUUCCACAGACUGAUGACGGAUGAAGCGACGUCCACACUGCAGCUGCAAUACAGAAUGAACCAGGCACUAGCCGACCUGGCCAACAAAGUGGCGUAUAAUGAUAGACUGAAGUGUGCUGAUGAGAAAGUUGCUCAAGCUAAAUUGAACAUUAAUUCCCAGAAAUUGUUAGCACACACAUCGGAAUCGUGGUUGGUGAAGGCAUGCAGCGCAGAUCCAGAGAACGCUGUGUUAUUCAUCGACAUGAAGAUGGCGGAAAAGACUGAGACUAGCAGUAAGACGUGCGCCAACCCCGACGAGGCGUGUGUGGUUUUGGCGAUAGUUCAAGCUUUAACAGCUGGUGGCGUAAAAUCAUCGGACAUCGGAGUAAUAUCGCCGUUUCGCGAGCAAGUGGCGCUUCUACGCCGAGCGCUGAGUGUGGAAGUCAGCACUGUCGACCAGUUCCAGGGGAGGGACAAGUCCGUCAUAGUGUACUCUUGUACGAAACGAGAUGUCGGUGACAACAAAGUGAAGGAAGGUGAAGUCUUAAACGACCAGCGUCGCCUAGCAGUCGGAGUGACCCGCGCCAAACACAAACUACUAAUAGUGGGAAAUUCAAACGCGCUACAAAAAUACGCGCCCCUAAAGCGGUUGAUAGACGUUUGCCCCUCUUUGUUUAUGGAGAGAGAAACCAUCAAUCAAGUUAUAGGGAAAUAUAAAAGUGUAGUUUCGUAAGCCACUGUGAUUAAAUUGUGUUAUUUUAAAUUGGAUAAUUAUGUGCCUUAG
Molecule: messenger RNA, 3966 nt
Organism: Cydia amplana
Lineage: Eukaryota; Metazoa; Arthropoda; Insecta; Lepidoptera; Tortricidae
Gene: Dna2
Product: DNA replication ATP-dependent helicase/nuclease DNA2
Exons: 23
Coding region: 70-3915 (1281 amino acids)
Biological process (GO): replication fork reversal
Cellular component (GO): cytoplasm
Molecular function (GO): single-stranded DNA helicase activity; 5'-flap endonuclease activity
Source: RefSeq, a predicted model, not a curated record